AUGCGUCUAAAUACUGAGGAUAUCCACAAUAUAGCUGUGGAAGUGGCUAAGGUAAUGAAGAAUGCACAAACCGGUAAUGUUAACCAAUCUGGAGAACGACAUGAAGAAAGCUCAGCAGCCUCCACGCCAGUUCAAAGGGAAGGAAUGGGCGAAAGGAAAAACACUAUUGCAACCAUGCCACUAGAAGGAAAAGGUGAAUAUCCCAAAUCAAAGGAAUGUACUUAUAAGCACUUCAUGUCCUGUAAACCUCAGUCCUUUGACGGAAGAAAGGGAGUACUAGAAGCUCAAGACUGGCUCAACAGAAUGGAGUCAGUAUUAGACAUAUGUGAGUGUGAUGACCGCAACAAAGUACGGUUCGCGGUACAUAUGUUUGAAGCUGAAGCCCUUCACUGGUGGAACAUUGUGGUCCGAACAGAGGGAAAAGAAAAGGUUAAGGAGAUGAAGUGGGAGGAGUUUAUUCAUAAGUUUCUUGCUAAGUAUUGCCCUCCCAGUGAGACCGAGCAACUGGAAGUGGAAUUCUUUCAGUUAAAAAUGGGAAAUAAAACCUAUCGAGAGUAUGUUUCUCGUUUCAACGACAUAUCUCGACUGGUUUCUUAUUUAGCAUUGAUUGAGGAACAACUGAUCAAUAAGUUUAUUUGGGGUCUACCCUCUGAAAUGAGGGUGUUUAUCAAAUCCAAAUCCCCCAAGACUUUUGCAGAAACUGUUGAGGCUGGCGUCGUCAUGGCUGCCGAGAUGAUUCUGCGGCAGGCUGAAUCUCCCGCACCAAAAAGAAAGUGGGAAGAAAGAAAGGGGGACACCCGGAAUAACAACUUUAAAAGGCCUAAAACAUUUCCUCAAUGUCAAAUUUGCAAACGCUUUCAUACGGGGGAAUGUCGUUUUCCUUGUCCAAAUUGUAAAAAGACGGGUCAUGCUCUUCAAGAAUGCAAGGAAAAGAAGAAGUGUUUCAAAUGUGGAGACCCUAACCACAUGAGAUCUGAAUGUCCCGAACUCAAAAGAAAUGAUAGGACACAACCAAAUCAGCCAAAAGGGCGUGCAUUUGUACUCACCACAGAAGAAGCCAAGACCAAUACAGAUGUUAUCACGGGUACGUAUCUCGUAAAUGAUGUAUAUGCGCGUGUGUUAUUUGAUACCGGUGCAAAUAGAAGUCUAGUGUCGACUACCUUUAGACCUUACUUGAACCAGGCGUCCCAAACCCUAGAUCAUGCCUUUACAGUAGAAAUGGCUGAUGGAAGUCAAAGAGAGAUAGUUGACAUAGUUAAGAAUUGUAAAAUAAGCUUAAACAACCAUGUUAUCCCUAUAGACCUAAUGCCUAUGGAACUUAGAGAAUUCGACAUAGUCAUAGGAAUGGACUGGUUGACACCAUAUCAUGCGAAAGUUAUAUGUGACAAAAGGAUCGUCCGACUCCGAUUACCCAACGGUAAACAACUAACUGUAUCGGGAGACCGCACUGACAAGACUAAGAACCUUAUCACGAUAGCACAAGCACAUAAAUGCCUAAGGAAAGGGUAUGUUGCCUUUUUAGCAUAUGUCGUAAACACUACAGAAAAGCAGAAGGUCGAGGACGUGCCAGUAGUACGAGAAUACCCCGAAGUGUUUCCCGAUGAGCUCCCGGGACUACCAUCGGAUAGACAGGUUGAGUUUCGCAUUGACCUAGUUCCAGAUUCCAACGUAUUGUAA
Molecule: messenger RNA, 1677 nt
Organism: Helianthus annuus (common sunflower)
Lineage: Eukaryota; Viridiplantae; Streptophyta; Magnoliopsida; Asterales; Asteraceae
Exons: 2
Coding region: 1-1677 (558 amino acids)
Biological process (GO): proteolysis
Molecular function (GO): zinc ion binding; nucleic acid binding; aspartic-type endopeptidase activity
Source: RefSeq, a predicted model, not a curated record